Molecule: messenger RNA, 829 nt
Organism: Labeo rohita (rohu)
Lineage: Eukaryota; Metazoa; Chordata; Actinopteri; Cypriniformes; Cyprinidae
Gene: eslec
Product: galactose-specific lectin nattectin
Exons: 6
Coding region: 141-635 (164 amino acids)
Source: RefSeq, a predicted model, not a curated record
UGGUGUUGAAACAACUGCACACAUUUGUGACUGAGCAACUGGGUAUAAAUAAAGCUGAUUUCAAGCAACGAUCGGAGGAACACACCACAGGGUAUUACAGCUUGCAUAGUCGAAUUCUGAUUCACUUGGACUUGGUCAGCAUGUGGAUUUCCGCAGCAUUCCUUCUUUUUGCAUUGGCUCUAAAUGGAGUCAAGUCUGACGAAAUGAUGAGCUUUGGUCGAAGAUGCCCCGCUGGCUGGGAGAAAUUUGGAUCACAAUGUUUUAAAUUUUUCAGCGACUUGAAGCCAUGGGCUGAUGCAGAAAAACAAUGCAUUGACCUCGGUGGAAACCUUGCAUCUAUCCACACUGCACUCACUCACAGUUUCCUAAAAAGCUUGGUAAAAAAAAAUGCUAAAGACCUCAAACGAACCUGGAUUGGUGCUCAUGAUGCAAAUAAGGCUUUUGUCUGGCUCUGGAGUGAUGGAUCAAAGUUUGAGUACAAUGACUGGCAUACUGGUGAGCCAAAUAAUGGAGGAGGAUAUGAACGUUGCGUGGAGAUGGGCUAUGGAGGUGAGCAACUCUGGAAUGAUGCAAGCUGUGAUACACAACUCAGUUUCAUCUGUUACAGAACGGCUAGAAUCAGUGGCUUAGAUUAAAGGGAAAUGGGCCCAGAAUUUCUAGCAACUCUGGCUAGAAUUGAUUUCUAAUCCUAAUUUUUGAUUGAUAAACUAAUAUUUCCUGUCUGUCCAUCACAAUUUCAAAGUCUCCAAAUUACAGAUUGUAACAGAAAUGCUUUGAUUUUCAAUUUUAAUGUCAAUCUUUGCAAUAUUAAAAAUAAAAUAAAAAAUAA